AUGAAUACCAAUGCAAAAAAAUACCGGAAUCAGCUAUACAUUGCUUUGACGACAAUCACCGGCUUAGCAUCAGUGAUUGCAGUCUGCGUCGUCAUUCAAAUCCGAGGAUGGCUUGGGAAGAAAGUUGAAGCCAUUUGGGAAGACGAAGUGUGGGAUGCGGCCAGAGUGGAAGAAGAGAAAUCCAACCAGUCAAAUGAUCGUCUGCCAGAAUCAGUUGCGUGGAUGAACAGCCUCCUUGCCUCGGUCUGGCCCCUCAUCAACCCAGACUUGUUCGCAUCAUUGGUCGACAUGCUUGAAGAUGUCAUGCAAGCAAGUUUACCAAAAGUAAUCCGGAUGGUCAGUAUCGACGAUCUUGGACAAGGCAGCGAGGCCGUUCGAAUUCUUGGAAUUCGCUGGCUACCUACCGGUGCCGCUGACCAGUCAGUCGAUGAGGAGGGCAAUUUGAAGAAAGCCAGCGACAAAGAAGUGAAUGAUCGCGGUGCUCCAGGCCAAGGAGAAGAAGAGGAUGUGGAAAACAAAGCCAAGGAAGAGGAUGACCCUGAAGCGUCGAAGAAGGGGCAAGAAAAUAAACAGCAGGAACAGGAACAACAAGCUAUCCGUGAAGGUAUGGAGGCAGAGCAAGGCGAUUUCGUCAACAUGGAGCUGGCGUUCGCCUACCGAGCACGAUCUUCUGGCAAAUCGAUCAAGUCGAAGGCUAGAAAUGCACAUCUCUAUCUCAAGUUCUAUCUUCCGGGAGGAAUUUUUGUUCCCGUAUGGGUAGAACUGCGUGGAAUCAUUGGGACGAUGCGCCUACGCCUUCAACUUACCCCGGAUCCUCCAUUCUUCAGCCUUUGUACCUUGACAUUCCUCGGCCAGCCCCGAGCAGAUAUCUCUUGUGUCCCUCUAUCGAAGCACCUGCCCAACCUCAUGAAUGUGCCCUUGAUUUCUUCGUUCGUUCAGUCUUCAAUCGAUGCUGCACUUGCUGAGUAUGUCGCACCGAAGAGCUUGACACUUGAUCUCAAGGACAUGCUUGUGGGCGACGACUUCAAGAAAGACACAGUCACACGAGGUGUCCUCUUGAUACUCAUCAAGGAAGCCAAAGACUUCAAAGAAGGCGACGGAGGAAUUGGGCCUAUGGAUGGCUCGAGUGAUGCUUAUGUCACUUGCUCAUGGGGCAAGUUCGGGAAGACCAUUUCGUCAACCAGAAUUAUCGAGAAAGACCAGAACCCGAAAUGGCACGAAUGGGCUUACAUGUUGGUAUCGCCCGAGGAGCUCAACGCAGAGGAGAAGUUGCGGCUUCAACUGUGGGACUCGGAUAAACACACAGCCGACGAUGAUCUAGGACGAGUUGAAGUUGAUCUGAAAGAGCUUAUGCACAGCCCAAAAACGAAGAACAAGCAAUGCGACAGAGUGGAUCGAUUCAGAGGCCAGGAUCCAACCGAAAAUAUGCCUGGCACCAUCUCAUGGUCAGUUGGUUAUUAUGCAAAGACGAGAAUCACUGAAGAUCAACUCGCGAGCCAGACCGAGGACGGCAAGAUCAAGACGAAAGAGAAUCUGAAGAAGCAGGUAUCGGAUACCGCUGAGAGGAAGCUCCGAGAAGCUACGGAGCAUGACGAAUCCAGGGAAGCCAACCAGCAGAAGACCCAAGAUUAUCAGGAGCGAGAGAAUGCAUUAAUUUGCGCCUCUCCGCCAGAUCCGAAAUACCCAAGCGGAAUCCUUUCAAUCCAGAUCCACAAUAUUACAGGGCUUGAAGUCGAGGCUUUGCAAAAGAAAGACAAGGACAAUGAGCUGAAUAGGGAAGAUGAAGCCGAGCAGUCAGAUGAUCUACCCAGCAGUUACUGCACCAUUAUCUUGAACCACAAGAAGAUUUACAUGACACGAACAAAGCCGAAAAAUGCCAAGCCAUUUUUCAAUGCUGGAAUAGAACACUUUGUUCGCGAUUGGCAGAGCGCAGAAGUCAUGAUUAGCUGCAGAGACAGCCGAGAAAGAGAAAAUGAUGCGCUACUCGGGAUCGUAUAUCUGCCCUUAGCCAAAGUCUUCGAGAAACGCAGUCAAGUCAUGGAUAUGUACCCACUCGUCGGCGGCACUGGAUUCGGACGAGUACGAAUAUCAAUGAUAUUCCGCAGUGUCGAUUUGCAACUUAUGCCAGAACAGAUAGGAUGGGAUUAUGGUACGCUCGAGAUUAAAGGACCUGUCAAGUCCAAAGGCCAACUGCCAGAAGACUUGAUGAACCAUCGCAUCAAACUGCGCUCAAAAAUGGGACGGGUGAAGAUGGAACCAGGCAACGGAGAGUGGCACCCCAAGAAUGACGACUCAUCCCAAUUCAUACCCUGGCGAAAUCGCUACGCCAUGCCCCUCACCGUUGAAUUCCGCAAGUCAAGUCUGGGUCCCGACUCCACGCCUGCAUUUGCCGUGUUCUGGUUGCAAGAUAUCCCGGACGAGGAGGAGCGCACGGUCACAUUGAAUGUAUGGAAAGGAGGGAAGGAGAACCUCAAACGGGCGACCACUUGCUCUGGUUAUGAGGGGCUUGAAGAGAAUGAGAAGCCGCUUGGGGAGAUUGAAGUCACGAUGAAGUUCUGGAGAGGUCUGUCGGGGUACCACAAGCGAUAUGCACGGAAGGAGAAGAAUGGGGAUGUGAGGAGCGUCAUGGAGGUUCUGGACACAGUCAACGACGAAAUUCAAAGUGACGAUGACAUCGACGGAGUGGACGAUUCAGAUGGCUCCGAUUCCUCGCAAAGCGGCAACGAAGGACACUCGAACGAUGAAAGCACAAGCAAGAAACUCGCAACUCACACGAAUCAGCCAGAUUCGUCCUCGGACGACGACGACCGAAGCAAGAACCCACUCAAGAAAGCAAAGAAAGUCACGACCAAUAUCAUGAAAGGCCACAAUGAUUCGGAUGAUGGGACUAGGGGAGCAGUUGGGCAGAUGAGGGAUUAUAAGGAUCAUCAUAGGCAGUUGCAUAGGCAGCAUCGUGGUGUAAUGCAAUGGAGAGCUGCGAGGACGGCGGAUUGGGCGCUAGGCAAAGCGCGGAGAGGGAAGGGCAAGGUAGAAGGGAUUUUUGAACAUUCGGAGAAGAGUAAUGGGGUCGAGACUGAGGUUUGA
Molecule: messenger RNA, 3084 nt
Organism: Hyaloscypha bicolor E
Lineage: Eukaryota; Fungi; Ascomycota; Leotiomycetes; Helotiales; Hyaloscyphaceae
Product: putative meiotically up-regulated gene protein
Exons: 1
Coding region: 1-3084 (1027 amino acids)
Molecular function (GO): lipid binding
Source: RefSeq, a predicted model, not a curated record